This is a messenger RNA of Rhizophagus irregularis DAOM 181602=DAOM 197198, 1675 nucleotides long. RefSeq lists its product as uncharacterized. The record is from RefSeq and is a predicted model, not a curated record. Lineage: Eukaryota; Fungi; Glomeromycota; Glomeromycetes; Glomerales; Glomeraceae.
UGGCGUUAAUAAAAUUCGUUACCUUAUCUCCCCUUUCAACUUUCAAAUUACAAUAUGUCAUGUUCAAAGAUAUUUUCAGGUGAUUUACCUGAAUUAACAUAUGAAAUUAUAAAAUAUUUUCAGAAUGAUAUUUCAACUUUACAUUCAUGCAUUUUAGUUAAUAGAUUAUGGUGUCGUUUAGCGAUUCCAUUAUUAUGGAAAGAUCCAUUUUCAUUUCGUACCGGAAAUUGUAAUUUUAUUGAAAUUUACUUUGAUAAUUUAAAUGAUGAUUUAAAAUCAAAAUUAAGUGAAUACAAAAUUAAUGAUAAUUCAUUAAUACCUUCGAAUACACUAUUUAAUUAUGCUAAAUUUUUAAAAUAUUUGAAUAUAUUUGAUAUUAUUUCUUGUGUUGAGAUGUGGUUUGAAGUUGCUGUUAGAACAUCAAAACCAGGAAAUAGAUAUUUUUUGAAAGAUUUAAGUAGUUAUUCAGUAUCUAAUUUUAAAAAAUUGAUUAAUAUAUCAUUAUUUAAAAUAUUUAUUGAAAAUGAAAUAAAUUUACAUACUCUUGAAAUUGAAAUUUCAAGUACUUAUUAUUAUACAUAUUUUAAUAAUAUUCUUGAAAUAAUUUUACAAAAUACAAAUUUCAUUCAUAAUAUUAAAAAUUUAAAUCUUUAUAUUAAUAGUCCUUUUAAUUUUUCAUAUGCCAAUAGUAAUAGUGAAUAUAAAUUAAUUAAAAAUCGUAUAUCACAAAUAAUUAAUUUACAUCAAAAUAUCAAAAAAAUUUUAUUAUAUUAUGAUAAUUUUCCUUUAUAUCAAUCAUUAUUAUUAUCAAAAGAUUCUAAUUGUUCAAAUACUUUAAAUACAAUUAUAUUUUAUUGUAUUGAUUUUAAAGGUAUAACCAAUUUAGAUAAAAUAUUUAAACAAUUAAAUGUUUUAGAAUCUAUUCAUAUAAUUUAUUGUUAUUCUUUAAAAUCUGGUUUUGAUCAAUUUAUUAAUUUGACUAAACCAUUUAAAUUAAAAUCUUUAAUUAUAAAUGAAUUAUCACACGUUGAUAAAUCAUUACAAUUAUUAUUACAAAAAUCUGGUAAUUAUUUAGAAAAUUUUGGGUAUAUACUUGGAGAUUUAUCACAACAACGUCAAUUAUUAGAAUUAAUUACAAAAUAUUGUAAAAAUAUCAAAUAUCUUGAUUUUUAUGAAUUUGAAAGUCAAAUUAUUUAUCAAAUAUUCAAUUUAUCAAAUUUAAUUGAACAUAUUAAACAAAAUCUUAAUUAUCUUUCAAUUAAUAUAUGGGAAGAUUAUUAUUUAUCAAAUGGUAAUAUUGAACGUAGUUCAAUAUUAUUACAAAAUUUAGGUCAAACUCUUCCUUCUAAACUUGAAUAUUUAAGUUUGAUUCUUAGUAUUAAAGAAAAUGAUUUUAGAAUAUUCUUAGAAAAUUCUCAAAAUACUUUUAUUAAUAAAUUAAAAAUAAUGCAAAAUAAUAGUGAUGAUAUUGUACAAUGUAUAAAGGGAUUUAUUAUUAAUAAGAAAAGAGUUAACUAUUUGGCUAUUAGAAAUUUUAAGGGUGGUGAUUUGUCUUGUUUGAAAGAUGAGGUGAAGGAAUUUAAUUUACAUAAUAUUAGAGUUUUAAAUUUUAAUGAUUUAUCUUUAGCUUUUGAUGUUUAUAAUUUAGUAAGGAAAAUUGAUUAUUUAUAAAAAU